Molecule: messenger RNA, 747 nt
Organism: Musca vetustissima
Lineage: Eukaryota; Metazoa; Arthropoda; Insecta; Diptera; Muscidae
Product: ninjurin-A-like
Exons: 4
Coding region: 1-747 (248 amino acids)
Biological process (GO): cell adhesion; tissue regeneration
Cellular component (GO): membrane
Source: RefSeq, a predicted model, not a curated record
AUGGCUAAUCACAAAACAUCUGAACCUCACAUUGCAUUGGAAAUGAAUGAAUCCAAGUUAAAUUAUGAAUUUGACAAUCCGUUGGAUACAAAUAUCGAUCAUCAUGCAACAGAAACAUUUCCUCCAGAAGAUAUUGAUUUCAUUGAUGGUAGAGCACCAAACGUACCCAAAACAAUAUCUGAGGCUGAUGAAGAUGACUUUGAUGAUCGUCCUUUUGCUGUAGGACCCAGAAGUGGUGUUGAUGAUGGACUACUGCCAAAUGGUGGCAGCGGUGGUGGUGGUGAUACGAGCCAUGGUGUGGCCGACAGAAAACCCGAAAGACCUUCAAGACGUCCUAGUUUUAGUUUUCCCGGCUACGAUGGUCCCGGUUUUGUAACAAUCAAUGGUGUGGAUACCCCCAUACCUGAUGUCAAUGCCUAUCAACACAAGAAAACCUUGGCCCAGGGUAUGAUGGAUUUGGCCUUAUUAUCGGCAAAUGCCAAUCAAUUGCGUUAUGUUUUGGAAUCAUAUGGUCGCCAUCCAUAUUAUUAUCCCAGUUUGGUAUUCAUUUCAUUGAGUAUUGUAUUUCAGAUUGCCGUAGGCGUUGGCCUAAUUCUGAAUAGUAAAUACAAUAUUAAAAAUGAGCGGGACAUUUGCCGGGCAAAUAAAAUCAAUAAUUAUACUGUUAUUGGUAUUUUUGUUGUAACGGUGGUAAAUGUUUUCAUAUCGGCCUUUGGUGUUGCAGAACCCGCGGAACGAAGUACUUGA